AAAAUGCAAGCCUCUCGCCAACAGGACCAGAAGGAAAGCAUACAUGUAUCUGACCUGUCUACGUACUUUGCAUUGCCUCUGCACACUGAUACCACUUCUGGAAAAUCAGAUUCAGUCACUAGUGCUACUAAAAUCAGCAGUGUUUUUCGUCAGCAGCAUGAUUCUGGUCUCGAUGCCUUCCAACGACACCAAAAGCUUGUUUAUGACUAUAUGACAAACUAUGCAACUCCAAAAAAUAGUCUGGGCACGAAUAGAACGGAAUACACUGGUAAAGAGAUUCAGGGACUGACCGAAGCAGACAUUCUUAAACAACAUCACAAGUUUCUUAGAUCUAAUCAAGACGAUGCUGAAUCAACUUGGGAAACAAGAAUCGCCAAAAAAUACUAUGAUAAGCUGUUUAAAGAAUACUGUCUGGCUGAAAUGAGUUUAUACAAAGAGGGAAAGAUUGCUAUGCGAUGGCGAUCUCAAAAGGAGGUGACUUGUGGAAAAGGGCAAUUUGAGUGCGGGAAUUUGAAAUGUGCAUCUAAAGAAGACUUGAAGUCAUGGGAAGUCAAUUUCGCAUACAUGGAGAACAGGGAACAAAAAAAUGCACUGGUAAAGCUUCGUUUAUGUGCUGAUUGCACUUAUAAACUGCACUAUCGCAAGAUUAAGCGGCAAAGAGAAGAAGAAAAACAAGCUGCCAAAGAACAUAGCAAGCGUGUUUGUAAAUCUUCGCAGGAUCACAAGUACAGUUGCUCCAGGACAAACGAUGAAACAAACGGCCUUUCUCAAAGUGAUACAUCUCAGAUUGAUGAAAAUAAUAGAUGCAUAGCGGACGAAAAGAUUGAUGAUAAAAGUACCGAUUUCGUGAAAGGAAAGCCAAUUGCUCAAAAAGAGCUUAUUAAGCAAGAGGCCACUCGAGUCUACAAUGCACCAACUCAUGCAAAAGUAGAUGAAGCAAGCAAGUCCAAAAAAGACGAAUCUGAUGAAUAUUUUGCUGAUCUGUUACUGUAACUCAUGAUUUUACUACACAUACCUAGAAUACAAUAUUAUGGACUUGGCUCAAUAUAUGUAUUUUUCAUUUAUAAUUU
Molecule: messenger RNA, 1070 nt
Organism: Batrachochytrium dendrobatidis JAM81
Lineage: Eukaryota; Fungi; Chytridiomycota; Chytridiomycetes; Rhizophydiales
Exons: 3
Coding region: 4-993 (329 amino acids)
Source: RefSeq, a predicted model, not a curated record